Messenger RNA from Schistosoma bovis, 2537 nucleotides. The record is from the annotation of a GenBank genome assembly. NCBI's taxonomy places the organism in Eukaryota, Metazoa, Platyhelminthes, Trematoda, Strigeidida, Schistosomatidae.
AUGGAUUCAUUUCUUAUCAGCCAAGAAUCUGGACAUCCCAUUGAAAAAGAUUUCGCCUUCAAUAACAAUGUCGCUAAUGCGCAUGUAACAGUUCGACUAAGAUUUUUACGAAAAGUCUACGGUAUUCUAUUCACACAACUUUUACUCACUUCAUUAUGUGCUGGAACAAUGAUGAUUUUAAAACCUGUUCUAUUGGAUAACCUUCGACAGAAUACAUGGUUACCAAUUAUACUUAUUAUAAGUACAAUCGGAAUUCUAUUGGGAUUAAUGUGGAAAAGACAGGAAACACCAACUAAUUUUAUAUUAUUAUACUUAUUUACUAUAUGUGAAUCUAUACUCGUGGGAUAUGCAGUGAUUACAUAUUCUGCAACUGUUGUACUUCAAGCAUUUAUAUUAACCACCAUAGUUGUUAUGUCUUUGAUGUUGUACACACUGAAUUCCAAGAAAGAUUUCAGUAAAUGGGGUGUAGGAUUAUCAGUUGCUUUUCUCAUUUUACUAUUAGUUGGACCCAUUAACUUAUUUCUAGGUUCAUCAUUAUUGGAGUUAUGUAUCGCAGCCGGUGGUGCUUGCUUAUUCAGUUUAUUCAUAGUUUAUGAUACUUGGCGAAUAAUGCAUCAUUGUUCACCGGAAGAAUAUAUUAUGGCAUGCGUUGAUCUAUACUUGGAUAUAUUAAAUCUGUUUAUGUAUAUUUUAAGAUUUUUAAAAGAACUACAACAUAAUCAAGUUUAAUUAAUUGGUUGUAUUCAGUAAUUAUUUACUAUGAAAUAAGCGUAUUUGUGAUUUCAAUAUUUAUUAUUCAUCACACUUAAACCACAUAUUUAUCUAUCGAUAUUUAACUGCUAAUGACUAAGUCAUGAAUGAAUUGUUUCCACUUUUUGUUUGGACUACUAUUACUACUACUACUAAUUUCACAACUAUUGGAAAGAAACUGACAAACUUUAUCCUUGAAUUGUCCCUUUCACAUUUCUUGUUGCUGUCUUCCUCUUCAUCCUUUUUCUGAUCCUUUUAAAUUUCUCUUAGCUUUUUGACUGAUCAUAUAAAUGAAGUACACGAAUGCGCCAUACUAACUCGUGCAUGUGUGUGUAUGUGCAUAUUCCAAUAUUUUUUGCUUAUCCUUUUUUUCAGUUGAUAAAAUUAGCACUUUCUCAAACUAUUGAAUAAUAAUUGAUUUAUAACUCAACCACUACUACUCUUCUUUUAAAGACAAUUAGUUCAAGUCAAAUAUUGUCCCAAACUAAUGAAGAUCGAGAAAGUGACUUUAAGUUUCAUAGUAAAUAUCAAACUAACAUACUGAAUAUCGACUGUAUUAUGAUUAAGUUUAAUGUAUAAAAUAUCAUUUAGUACUCACAAGGCUUUAAAUUGUCCACAAAACAAGCAACAUUCACUUGAGAGUGGAAAUAAAAUGAUUAUGAAUGAGAAAUAUGGAGUAAAACAAUAUUUCGCCUCAACGUAUGUUAGGAUUAGUAUAUGGGUUACAGUACAUACACAAACUAACCCUCAAUCAUAAGCAACAACCUUAAUUCAGACUUUACAAUGUAACCAUUCAAGGCAUAUUUCCAAACUAGAAAUAUUCAUCAAUCAUAUAAAACUAAGUAGUAUUUCCACUCAUUUUCUACCACAAAAUUAAUUAUCCAUAUUUUCUGAUUAGCUAGAGCAGUUCAUGAUCAUUCGAUAGUAUAAUUUAUGCUGACCGGAAAUCGUAAUAACAUUUGAAAGAAUCAUCUUACAUUUAUGAAACCGUCAUUUAUUUAAAUACCGUUUUUAUUACCUCGAAAUUUAUUCAUAACCCUUUAUUAGUUUGCAGCUAUUCAAUUCUAUUAUUGAAACUUAUACUUACAUAUUGUUAAUUAUUUUAUGCGGUCCAGUUUAUUUACUAUAUGCACAUUCUGCGGUGUACCCAUACCCACUGCAAAUGUGAAAACAAAUCAGUGGGAAAGUUUUGACGGCAAUUCGAAUUGUAAUUAACGCAAACCACAGGUAGAUAGACGAUUGUCCUGAUCCAAACUAGGAUACAUAGGCUGAGAUCUUCCAACGCAGUGCCUUGUUUAUAAUAUUUCACUUAUCAUUUGUUCUUAAAAGAAUACAUCAACCUACAAAAUUUUACAAAGGCAUUUGAUGUAUACAGAGUAACUCGUUAGAUUUAUAACCACAUAACUUGUAAGCAGUUAAAAAUAACUUGCUAUCUUAUAUUUUAUAUUUGUCAGUAUUGUUUAUAUUUGAUAGCUUAUCUAUUUAACGUUAGUGUUAAAGAAGUUCUCAAAUUAAUAUACGAUUAUCUCUAAACGUGUAACUAACUCUAAGGUUAAUGUAAAUGAAAAUCUCGUCAUACAGUAACUAAUGAUAUAGUAUACUUAUUACUAUGUAUUCCUAUUGGUUGAGUUCAUCAUUGUGAAAACGUGUUCAUUUUUCAACAUGAUUAUAAAUUUCUUCAAAGUUAUACAUGAACAUUUCUAACUAUUGAUUGCAAACAUCCAAUACUUUACUGUAUCCUAUAAAAAUUAGUUAAAUCUUUUAUGUAGUUUUACUGUAAACAGUCC